AGUCAAUAAACAAGCGAAGAGGAACAGGCACAGAAGGUCUGGAAGCUGCGCAGUCAGAUUACACCAACAGCUCCUGUAGUCUGGUCACCUCGAGCAGACUGGUGACACUAACAGCCAUUUUGGGGAUGCUGUGGUUAACAUGAGGCACUCAACACCCAUGCUUUGGCAUAUGACUGCUAGUUGAUGAUUGGCCCAAUCAGCUUGACUAUCUCUAACAUGUGCGGGAAACUCUGGCCACCAGUGGAUCAUUUUAUAUCACUCAAGUGUUCCAGUUUUUGGACAUGACUUUCUUUCUUAAACUGUCAUUUCAAUCAAUGUGUAUACAUUUUAAUCUUGUGACUAUUUGAUAUGAAUUAAAUGUAAUGAAUCAGUUGUGUGAGGCAACUACCCACAGUGGGCUCACUGCCUAGACAUACAGCCUCUGAUAGCUUGAGCAGUUUGUCUAUUGAAAGCUCUCCUAGCUUGUCAUUAGUGUACUUUUACAUUGUUUCUCAAGACUGGAAUCCAUUUGAAUUGCUUUUUAUCAUCAUGUCUUCUUUAGUAUCAAGACCUCAACAUUUUGUCUUCUUUAGUAUCUAGACCUCCACAUUUUGUCUUCUUUAGUAUCUAGACCUCCACAUUUUGUCUUCUUUAGUAUCUAGACCUCCACAUUUUGUCUUCUUUUGUAUCUAGACCUCCACAUUUUGUCUUCUUUAGUAUCUAGACCUCCACAUAUUGUCUUCUUUAGUAUCUAGACCUCCACAUUUUGUCUUCUUUUGCAUCUAACACUCCUAAUGAAGCUUCCCUUAAUAUUUAGUAUUGAUGAUACUAUUAAUGAGUGCUGUACUUAAUUUACUCUCAUCAAAAUGUGAAUUAAUGAUAGUGCUGUAGGUAUGGGGGUAGGGCCCCUUAGGUAGCAUUUGGUGGGGUAGGGAUCUUACCUUUUUAUGGGAUCUUAAAAAUCAAAACUGUCCCAAAAAUCUGUAGGUGACACAAUAAAUACAUAUAUAGAGACAUGUAUGUGAUAUAUAUAUAUAUAUAUAUAUAUAUAUAUAUAUAUAUAUAUAUAUAUAUAUAUAUAUAUAGGCUAUAUUAAUAUAUUUAUAUACGCUAUAUCACAUAUAUUUUUGAGAGAGAUGACGGUAAAAUGAAACAAGCCCCCUAGGACAAAAACCUGUGUGUGGCCCCACUGUCUGGCUUGUGGCUUACAAGUGUUGAUGUUUGUAGUGCUAACAUUAGAUGUGCAGGAUGUCCAACUAACCAUCCUUAGACACUCCUCAAGCACAGAGCAGCUGGCUCUGGCCAAUCCCUUUAGUCAAUUGUAUCUGGUAGUUCAACACAAAAACCUUGAGCACCUGUAGCACUCAAUUGUCUUGUACAGAUUAUCAUUUUAUUUUACAUAGUGGUUGGCCCCUGCACAAAGUUGUGGUGAUGGCUACACAUAGUGGCCAAUGCACCACUUGAAGUGGUCAUUCUACAUGUGGCCAGUGCACCACUUGAAGUGGUCAUUCUACAUGUGGCCAAUGCACCACUUGAAGUGGUCAUUCUACAUGUGGCCAAUGCACCACUUGAAGUGGUCAUUCUACAUGUGGCCAAUGCACCACUUGAAGUGGUCAUUCUACAUGUGGCCAAUGCACCAAUUGAAGUGGUCAUUCUACAUGUGGCCAGUGCACCACUUGAAGUGGUCAUUCUACAUGUGGCCAGUGCACCACUUGAAGUGGUCAUUCUACAUGUGGCCAAUGCACCACUUGAAGUGGUCAUUCUACAUGUGGCCAGUGCACCACUUGAAGUGGUCAUUCUACAUGUGGCCAGUGCACCACUUGAAGUGGUCAUUCUACAUGUGGCCAAUGCACCACUUGAAGUGGUCAUUCUACAUGUGGCCAAUGCACCACUUGAAGUGGUCAUUCUACAUGUGGCCAGUGCACCACUUGAAGUGGUCAUUCUACAUGUGGCCAAUGCACCACUUGAAGUGGUCAUUCUAAAACAUGGCUACUAGGAGAUGAAGUGUAAUGUAUCAACCUGUGAAUAUUUUAACAUCAAUGAUUUGAGGGUUUCCAUUGCUUAACAACCUGAUAUUACUUUGUUUAUUUACAAUUUUUCUUGCAGUAAUGUUGUACGGUCAGCUGUUGUCUAUACUUUAUUUAUUGACGUCUUUUUGAGUGUGCUAUCAACAUUAUAGAUGCUAAUUUGAUUUUCAUUUUGACCUACCUCAGGUAUUGGUGUACACUGGUACCUCACUUUCUCCCUCAUUUUGGAUGACACCGAUUUAUCUGUAUAUAGUGUUCUUUCACUUGUUAUUCUCUCAAUAUAGUCUAAUCGUAAUGUUAUAGAAGGUCUAUUGUUUAUUCAAAUAAAAAGAUUUGAAAAUGUCA
Physella acuta is the source of this 2351-nucleotide messenger RNA. RefSeq names its product hemicentin-1. NCBI's taxonomy places the organism in Eukaryota, Metazoa, Mollusca, Gastropoda, Physidae. The record is from RefSeq and is a predicted model, not a curated record. Gene Ontology annotation, cellular component: neuron projection membrane. Gene Ontology annotation, biological process: synapse organization.